AUGCAUACGCCUAAUCUUUUUUUUCGACGCCUUUAUAUUUCAAGACAGUUCGAGAAGAGACCGCAACACUCAGCUCCCAAACUCCCCAACUUGUCCAUGCUCACUAUGGUAUCUCCUUCUCCUCACCCUUUGUCCUUCAGUAUGUCACGUCCGUGGGAGCCCAACCGAUGUCCCGAAUACUAUCGAUCGAGGACAUACAACGAUAAAUUUACUCUUGUCCCGAUCCGACAGGAAUUCCCCGACCUGCAGCUUCAGACCCAACCACCGCAUGAUCUCAACAACAAGCCGCCCGUAACAGGGCCGCCUCUAGGCACAGCAGCCUUAACUGCAACAUCACCUCAAUAUGUGUACUCACUCAAUUCUAGUAAGAGAAGGAGGGUAUCAAUGGAGACUGAGGCUGAGUCUCAGAGAGUCUGUCAAGCACCGCGUCUCUGCUAUAGCCCCGACCGACCUCCACCCAGACAGACUUCACCAAACCUGCCCAUGCAACAGGAGAAUUGGGAGGCUCCCACAAGAAUUGGCCCAUUUCAGGCCAAAAUCAGUGAACCAGCAAAUUCUCGACCAAUAAUGCCCAGUCUUCGUCGUCCACAUUCUGUGCGACUAAAGUUACCUGUCAGUAGUGGGCCAGUACCUUCAGAUGGCAAUCCCCAAUCUCGGCAGCCAAUACGACAUUCACAGAUAACCAUUUCUGAAUCGGGCGUCUCACUUUAUUGCGAGUGCAGCUAUGGGCAUCCUUACCAUCAUCCAGCACAAUAUCAGUCACUCUGUACAGGAGUGGCUCACUCGUUUGACCACACGCCGUUUACUCAGGGCGCGUGCAACUCACAUUACCAGGCUUUUGCUCCAUACGGUCAUAUUGGUCCUGCCAGUGUCAGCGGCGACAAUAAACAACAGAUGCGAAAGCGAACCCUAUCCAGGACUCAAGAUAAGCUCAGAAAGUGGUUCGCGGCAAACCUUCAACACCCAUACCCAACCGAGGAUGAAAAGCAAGAUCUCAUGCGACAGACCGGAUUACGGAUGGGUAAGUUGAUUCAGCUGAGCUACGCUGGUGGCCAGGAAAGUUCUGCGUAUCGUGGCACAAUUUUUCCCAGUACCACUAGAACUGCCGAAGCCUUCGCUGGGAGCAAGUCGAUAGGUCUUGGAGCCCCGCCUCGAACUUGGUACAACAGACCUCCUCCGGUGCUUACCAGCAACCGAACCAUAAUUAGGCCACCAUUGUUGCUUGAACCGCCGCCCCCUUUACCAAGGGUUCCCGAUUUAACAAAAGUCCAGCAUGUACAAGAACUAUGUUUGGCCCCGAUCAGGAACCAGCCACUAUCUCAGACUCCUAUUAUCCUCCCUAGGGUUUCUGAGCUAUAUGUCUCUAUAGUAUAG
This is a messenger RNA of Fusarium redolens, 1374 nucleotides long. RefSeq lists its product as uncharacterized. The coding region runs from base 1 to 1374 and encodes 457 amino acids. The transcript has 2 exons. Gene Ontology annotation, biological process: regulation of DNA-templated transcription. Gene Ontology annotation, molecular function: DNA binding. NCBI's taxonomy places the organism in Eukaryota, Fungi, Ascomycota, Sordariomycetes, Hypocreales, Nectriaceae. The record is from RefSeq and is a predicted model, not a curated record.